Messenger RNA from Linum trigynum, 2538 nucleotides. The record is from the annotation of a GenBank genome assembly. Lineage: Eukaryota; Viridiplantae; Streptophyta; Magnoliopsida; Malpighiales; Linaceae.
AUGUUUAAAUAUCGACCUGGGCCGGUCCGUCUACCCCUACUUCAGUCAUUUGAAUCAUUAUCUAACAAGUCGAUUUUGGUUGAAAAGUUUGCUAAUUAAAGUAAAGGAAGACAAAAGGGAAUGGUUUUGAAAGCUCUUUUGUGAGAAGGAUCACUCCGGUGUCGCUUCCCCCUAACUUCUACCAUGGUAUGUGAAUCGAACCGAUAGUUAUGGGCAAGGUCGUCGCGAACCGCUAGGGGAUGCAAAUAAGGCUGUAGGCCGCACUCAUGAUUGCUAAACCGAGGAAUACAUUAAAGGCUGUAACUCGGCCCUCUAGGUUUAGGCAAUCAAUAGUUGGCUUACUCCCUCACUCAACCCAAGGACUGGUAAGCUCAAUUGUGCUUAACCAAAUUGCUUAGUCCCACAUUGAGGUUUGCCCUAAAUUAACCUCGAUAGGAGACUUGAAAUGUCCUAGGAAUACCAAUUCAAUUGAGUCUCCCUUAGAAGGGGUAUUUUCCUCCCUAAUCUAGGUUAAGUGGCUCAUUAGAUUGCUAAGCACAAAUAUGCACAAUCAACAUGAAUGAUACCUCAAUCAUUGAAUUAAACCAUAAACAAUCAUUCAAUUCCCAUAACAGAAAACUACAUGGUAGCUAGCUAGGGUUUCACAACACCCAAGUGAAAAGAAAUCUACUCCAUGCUAGAAAUGGGAGAAACACAAGGGGAAGAGGUAGAAAGCAUCAUGAAGGAGGCUUCCAAUCUUCUUGGAACUUGUGCUGACUUCUCUUGGGGAGAAUCUUCUCAAAAAUCCCCUCUUGGAGCAAAACCCUAGCCUCCUUUUUCUUUGGUUCGUCUUUCUCGCUCUAAAAUAUGAAGAAGGCUUUCUCACUCAAGUGGCUCUCCCCUCUCUCUUCCUUUCGGCUCAUCUUUUAAACAGAGAACGAGCUCAGUUCACGGUCGUGAACUCUCAAACGCGUCCGUGAACUCCAAUUGGGGGUCGAAAUGCACCGCUUCAUCUGCAAGUGUUCACGGUCAAUUACUCCUGUUCACGGUCUUAGUGACCGUGAACUCAUCUUGCGUCAGUAACCUCUUGAAAUGCUCUGGACGCCUCGACAUUCACGAGCAACAGCUCUUCUUCACGAUCAUCAAGACCGUGAACAUCCAGGGAAAACCGUGAACUCGUUAUUUUUCACCUCUUCUCUCGGUUUUCGAUGCUUUUCGUCCAAAUUUCGACUCUGGGACUGGUUUCACCUGUUAAAUCAUGAAACAUGCUAAAACACGAGAAAACUAGCGUAAAACCACCCUUUUAGGAGCAAAAUUUCCACAAACGCCUAAUUAAAACGGGGGUAAAACAUGUACAAUUAGGCCUGAAUCAACAUCUGAUGACCAACAGCGGGAUUAUGGUUCUCUUCUCCAUGAGACAUCCUGCGGAGUCGAUCCAUCUGGGAUCCCUGAUGGCCACCUCUUUCGCCCGGUGUCUGGGGCGGAACAGGGUGGAUACCAUGCAUAUGGGGGGCAUCAUCACGAGGAUUGCCCGCUACUUCGGAGUGGAUGUGGAGCGAUGCUCCAUCAUCGGGAGGACCGAGCCCUUCCUAGUGGCCACACUGUACACCAUUAGCUGGUACUUCAGGAGAGGGGCAUUGAGUACCUCGACGGGCUCCGACCUUCAGGAGCCAUGCAUCCAGCAGUUGACCCGGCUCUAGUGGAGCCAGAUGCAGGGGUUCCACCCCCAGAGCAGCCACCUGCUCGAGCACCCGGCCGCUGUCGGCGUCCAUCGCUCCACCGCCCCAUACCACCCCCAGCAACAACUUCAGCACCCAGGUCAGCGGGUGAUCCCCUCGUCUAGAGGAUAGAUCGCCUUGAGACCCAGUUUGGGGGAGUGACUUCCUGCCUCGACCGGCAUACGGACCUCCUCGAGUAGAUGGCUAGACGCCAGGGUCUCAUUCCCGAUGAUGAGACAGGGCCUUCGAACCAGUGAGGUAGCAGACGAAGGAGAUAUGUGACAGAGCCGAUUCCUUUUACCCCACUACUUCACUUGGAACUCUGAACUCUUUUAUUUUAUUUUUCUUUCAUUAUGUGUGUGUGACCACAAACUACUACUACUACUAUCGUAUUGUGUUGUGUAAUAACCUCGCCUUGAGCGAGUCGUAUUGUGUUGUGUGUGUGUGUGUUUUGUAUUUUCCUUGAAGCUCCAAAUCUCCUGCCCCGGAAAAAAUCCAACUUUCACUCACCAAGCAAAGUCGUAACGUCGUUCUACCCUUAUCUUACGCCAUUGAGGGCAUUGUCGAGCUUAAGUGUGGGGGAUAGUCUACUUUUAUGCUUGUGUGAGUGUGAUUGAUGCUUGGAGCCUUGAUUUAUGCCCAAAUUUGAAUAAUUUGAGGGCUCCAAGCAAUGUUUGCAUGAUCAAAGUGGCCAGUUUGUAGGAGAAUCUUAUGGUUAUUGGCAUUGACCUUGAAUUGUUGCAUGUGAUCGAGUACGUCCUAUGAUGAUGAUUGAGAGGUGCAUUAGGAUAAUGCAAAGGUUUAGUUCUCAUGUGUGCAGAAAUGAAUGGAUGUUUUGACU